CUGUGAGCACAGACGACUGGUGUUGAGUUGUUGGGGAGCACCUUUAACAACCCAAUCCCUCUCACACCGGCCGAGACCGACUGCUAACCAGCACCGACCAGAGUGGAACUUUCUACAAACGUCAGGGACGGAGACCUUUGCUCUUUAUCCAGGAUUUUGGAAAGGCCCGUCCGGACCAUCCGAGGAUUUGAAGCUGCCCACAGACUCAUAAGGAAACUAAAAGCUCCUUAGGCCAAGAUGGACUCUGGGCAAAAUGGCCACACAGAAGUCCACGGACCUGUGGCUGGCAUAUUGCUGGAGAAAACAAACGAGAAGAUUACCAUAUAUCAAGCCAUGAAGAAACGUCUUCUUAAGCCAGGAACAGCAUUAGCCCUGCUCGAAGCACAAGCUGCCACGGUGGGCAUCGUAGACCCAAUAAACAAUCGAAUAUUUCCCGUUAUAGAUGCUGUUAAGGAGGGAAUAGUUGGACCGGAGAUGAGAGAGAAACUCCUCACAGCAGAGAAAGCUGUCAGUGGCUAUGUAGACCCCUACACCAACCAAAUGAUAUCUGUAUUCCAAGCCAUGCAAAAAGAUAUGGUCCCAAGAGAUUAUGGAUUGAGGCUGCUGGAAGCACAGAUCGCCACACAAGGCCUGUUUGAUCCGGUUGAGAAGUCAAAUAUUUCAGUUGAGUCUGCGAUUCAAAAGGGCUACUUUGAAAAAGGUUUGCUCAAUAACAAGAUGUCAGAGCUCAAAGUGUUCUACAACCCAAGCUUACAAGAAAAUCUUAACUACCAAAAACUACUAGAGAAAUGCACUGUGGAGCCUGACACAGGCCUUGUGCUACUUCCAGUUUGCAUCACCUUCAAAGGUCUGCGAAGAGGUAUCUCCUCCACUGAACUCCUUGAGUCAAAGAUCAUUGACAAAGAAACAUAUGAUGACCUACAGAAGGGAAAGACCACAACACAGGAUGUGAUGUUGAUGGAAACAGUGAAAGAGUACCUGCAAGGCAAAAGCUGUAUCGCAGGCGUUGUUGUACUCUCAUCCAAUCAGAGAAUGAGCAUUUAUCAAGCCAUGAAAAAAAGAGUACUGAUGCCUGGAACAGCACUAAUUCUACUGGAGGCACAGGCAUCGACUGGAUUCAUGAUUGAUCCUGUAGAAAAUGAAAAGUUCACUGUGGAUGAGGCCAUCAAAAACAAUCUUGUUGGCCCAGAAUAUCAUGCAAAGCUGCGUUCUGCUGAGCGAGCAGUAACUGGAUACAAAGACCCAUACUCAGGUGAAACUAUAUCCCUGUUUCAAGCACUGUCAAAAGACCUCAUAGUUAAGGAACAUGGGAUCCGCCUAAUUGAGGCGCAAAUUGCUACAGGUGGAAUAAUAGACCCGAUCAACAGUCACAGGCUACCAACAGAAGUGGCCUUUAAGAGAGGCUAUUUCGAUGAAGAAAUGAACGCCAUACUGGAUGACCCAGGGGAUGACACAAAGGGUUUUUUUGACCCAAACACAGAAGAUAAUCUAACUUAUCUUGAGCUGAUGCAAAGGUGCGUCACUGAUCCCAUCACUGGACUGUGCCUCCUCCCACUCCAUGGUAAGUCAGAUGGGCUGAAUUUCAACUUCAUCGACUAUCAAACGAAAUUGGCCUUCAAAAAGGAGAAGGUGAACGUGACAUGUGGGAAGUACAUGGGAAUGACAGUAUCUUUGUGGGAACUCCUGAUGUCAGACUACUUUGAUGAACACCAGAGACGAGACAUCAUUCAAAAGUACAGAGAGGGGAAGCUCAAUAUCAAGACGAUCAUCACAAUGAUUCUGGAAGUCAUAGAAAAGUCUGUGAAAACAACUGCCGUCUUUGAAGGCAUCAGAGAAACUGUCACAGCCAAACAGCUUGUGGACGCAGAUAUCAUCAGUGAGAAGAUUAUGGACGAUCUGGAUAAAGGAAAAAUGUCAGUGAAGGACGUGAUAGCAGACGAAAAUGUAAAUAUGUACCUACAGGGGAAAGGCAGCAUUGCAGGCAUUUUGCUUCCUGAUUCUCGGGUCAUGAACAUCUACCAGGCCAAACAAAAAGGAAAGCUGAUGCCAGGAACAGCUCUGAUUCUACUGGAGGCACAGGCAGCAACAGGGUUCGUAAUUGACCCUAUUGGAAACAGGAAGUUUUCAGUGGAUGAUGCUAUCAAAGCAAAGAUUGUGGGGGCCGAUGUGUGUCAAAAGUUGCGCUCAGCGGAGAGAGCGGUCACUGGUUACAAAAAUCCAUAUGAUGGGAAGAUAAUCUCUUUGUUCCAAGCCAUGCAAAAAGACCUCAUCGUAAAAGACCAUGGAAUUCGACUCCUGGAGGCACAAAUUGCCACCGGUGGGAUCAUUGACCCAGUGAACAGCCAUCGUAUUCCUGUCCAUGUGGCCUACAAGAGGGAAUACUUUAAUGAGGAAAUGAACGAGAUCCUGAGUGAUCCAAGUGAUGACACCAAAGGAUUCUUUGAUCCCAACACCCAUGAGAACCUGACAUACUUGCAGCUCAUGGACAGAUGUGUCACAGAUCCCAGUACAGGCCUGUGCCUCUUGCCACUCAAAAGCAAAAGUAGCAGAAUUAACAUAGAUGAUAAUAUGAGGGAAACGUUCAAAACAACAACAGUUACUGUGAAGUAUGGCAGGUUCCAGGGCAAGAACACAACACUGUGGGAUCUUAUCAAUUCAGAGUAUGUGACGGAGGACAAAAGACAGGAGUUUUUCAAGCUCUUCAAGUCAAGGAAAAUCACAAUUGAGCACCUCAUUAUCACCGUUGUAGAGAUCAUCGAAAGUAAGGAGAUAAAACGGCAAGCAGGGCUGAACUUUGAAGGUCUCAGAGGAGAGGUCUCUGUUGUGGAUCUUUUGAAGGUUGGAAUUGUGGAUGAAAAAACAUACAGCAGUUUGAUCGAUGGAAAGAUUACAAGCACUGAUGUGAUGAAAAUGGACAGUGUGAGAGCCUACCUACAAGGAAAAGGUUGCGUAGCUGGGGUGAUACUGCAACCCUCCAAUCGGAAACUAAGCAUCUAUGAGGCCCAGAGAAUUGGCAUCCUCACACCUGGCACUUCCCUCUGCCUCCUUGAAGCACAAGCGGCCACAGGGUUCAUUGUUGAUCCUCUGAAAAACAAAAAACUCACAGUGAAAGAAGCUCUCAGAGAAAAGGUGAUUGGUCCACAUAUGCUUGAAAAGCUUUUGUCUGCAGAGAGGGCGGUCACUGGUUACAGAGAUCCAUACACUGGUCAAAAGAUCUCACUUUUCCAAGCCUUGGAAAAGGAUCUAAUAGUCAAGCAGCAUGGCAUGCGUUUACUUGAGGCCCAGAUUGCUACAGGUGGCAUCAUUGAUCCUUUGAAGUGUCUUCACUUGCCUCUUGAGGCUGCAUACAGGGAAGGAUAUUUUGAUGCAGAACUUAAUCAGAUCCUAUCAGACCCAACUGAUGACACAAAGGGCUUUUUUGACCCAAAGACACAACACAAUCUGACAUACAUGGAGAUGUUGGGUAGAUGUAUAAAAGAUACAGAAACAGGACUGUUUCUUCUGCCACUGAAUGACAAAUCAGAAGCUACUGGAACAAAGGAAAAAGUGUACACUGACGCAGAGAUAAAGCAAGAGUUUGACAAGACAGCUGUGAGCAUAUCGGUAGGACGCUACUCAGGAAAAUCAGUUUCUCUAUGGGACUUGAUUCACUCUGGGUACUUUACUGAGGAUCAGCAGCUUGCAUUCUUUGAAAAAUACAGAACAAGGAAGAUUACCACCCAAACUAUAAUCACAUCAGUGAUUACCACCAUUGAAAAAUUGGAGAAGAGAGAAAUUCCCAAAACAAUAAUGGGUCUGAGAAAACUGGUCUCUGCACAACAACUACUGGAUUCUGAUAUCAUUGAAGAAGAUACAUUCAAACAGGUGAAAGAAGGAACACUCACUCUUGAAGCAGUAAUCCAAAACGAAACUGUGAGAGGAUACCUGAAGGGAACCGGAAGCAUUGCUGGAAUUAAGGUUCAUCCAUCCCAGAAAGUAAUGAGCAUAUAUGAAGCAAAACAGGAAGAACUGUUGACACCUGGCGUUGCACUUGUACUGCUUGAAGCACAGGCUGCAACAGGAUGGGUCAUUGAUCCUCUCAAAAACAAGUUCUAUUGUGUUGAUGAGGCAGCAAGAGAGAAAGUUAUUGGGCCAGAUGUAUAUCAGAAACUUCUCUCAGCUGAACGAGCCGUCACUGGCUAUAAAGAUCCAUUCAACGAUGCAACAAUAUCACUGUUUGAAGCCAUGGAUGAAGAGCUGAUUCAAAGAAGUGAUGGCAUUCGUCUUCUUGAUGCACAGAUAGCAACUGGAGGAAUCAUUGACCCGAAUCACAGUCACAGGCUACCUGUUCAUGUUGCUAUUAAAAAGGGAUAUCUGAAUGAAGAAAUAAGCAAAACUCUGUUGAACUCCACUAAUGACGCAAAGGGAUUCUUGGACCCAAACACCAAAGAAAACCUCUCUUACCUUCAGCUGACAAAGAGAUGCGAGAAAGAUCCUGAAACUGGGCUACUUCUUCUACCCUUGUAUCAGGCGGAAUCCCAUGUAUUCCACACAGAUGAGCAAAUAGAGCUUGCAUUCAAAAACAAAACUAUUGUCAUGAAUGCAGGGAAAUUCAAAGACAAGGAUGUGACACUGUGGGAAGUGUUGCUCUCCGAAUACAUAUCAGAACAAAAAAGGGAACAGCUCAUACAACAAUACAAGACAAGAACCAUGACAAUAGAGGAGAUCAUUGAAAUACUCACAGUUAUCAUUACAGAGGUAUCUUCCAAAGAGAAAAAGUUCAAAGGACUAAGAAAGCAGGUCUCAGCCAGUGAGUUGUUUGAGUCAAAGAUUAUCACAAAGGAGCUUUUCACCCAGAUUAUACACGGGGAAGUAACUGAAGAGAAUGUUAACAAAAUGGAAUCAAUUCAGAAGUACCUUGGAGCUACAAACUGUAUAGCAGGUGUCAGAGUUGAAUCUACAAAGAAAGUUAUGAGCAUCUACGAAGCCAAAACCAAACGCCUGCUGACUCCUGGUACGUCUCUGAUUCUGCUGGAGGCUCAAGCUGCCACUGGCUUUGUCAUUGACCCGGUGAACAACAAGAAACUUUCCGUAGAGGACGCUGUGGCUCAAAAAGUGGUUGGCAAUGAGUGGAAAAAGAAACUGCUUUCAGCAGAAAGGGCAGUCACAGGAUACAAAGAUCCCUGGACUGGAGACACAAUUUCGUUGUUCCAGGCCUUGCAAAAAGAUCUCAUUGUGAAAGAUCAUGGAAUUCGUCUCCUUGAAGCACAAAUUGCCACCGGAGGCAUAAUUGACCCAGUGCACAGUCACAGAGUGCCUGUUCAGGUAGCGUACACAAGAGGUUACUUUGAUGUAGAAAUGAACCAGAUUCUGUCUGACCCUGAUGAUGACACCAAGGGCUUCUUUGACCCAAACACACAAGAGAACCUCACCUAUCUUCAGCUGGUUGAGAGGUGUGUCACAGAUCCCAUCACAGGCCUUAGCUUACUGGUGAUUGUGAAGAAAGGCGAGUUUUAUUUCUUUGUUGAUGAGGCAACAAAACUCAUUCUGAAAUCUACAACAACAACCAGUGCAGGAGGGAAAUACCAAGGAAUGACGGUGUCUCUUUGGGAUCUGCUCUACACCAGAUACAUCACUGAGGAGAAGAGGAGAGAGCUUGUGCAGCAGUACAAGUCUGGAUCGAUCACAAUCGAACGCUUCAUGGAAAUCAUCCUGACAAUCAUUGAGCAGCAGACCGAGACAAUCUCAUCGUCAUCAAUGGUCAUGUGCCAACCGCCAGUAACACAAGUGGACAGCAGCACAACAAAAUCUACCAUAACCACUACAGUCACAGAGACAACUGAUGUUCAAAACUUCCAUGGAAUCAGAAAGGAUGUCACUGCUUCCGAGUUGCUUGAAUCAAAAAUCAUCGAUGAUGACCUCUACAGAAAAAUUACCACCGGAAAAGUCACAGUGACAGAAGUAAGUGAAAUGGAGUCAGUACACAAGUACCUGGAAGGGACCAACAGCAUUGCAGGAGUGUACCUGCCAUCCACCAAGGAGACGCUGAGUGUCUAUCAAGCCAAAACCAAAUGUCUGCUGACUCCUGGUACUUCUCUGGUUCUGCUGGAGGCUCAAGCUGCCACUGGCUUUGUCAUUGACCCGGUGAACAACAAGAAACUUUCAGUAGAGGAAGCUGUAGCUCAAAAAGUGGUUGGCAGUGAGUGGGAAAAGAAACUGCUUUCAGCAGAAAGGGCAGUUACAGGAUACAAAGAUCCCCACACUGGAAACACAAUUUCGUUGUUCCAGGCCUUGCAAAAAGAUCUCAUUGUGAAAGAUCAUGGAAUUCGUCUCCUUGAAGCACAAAUUGCCACCGGAGGCAUAAUUGACCCAGUGCACAGUCACAGAGUGCCUGUUCAGGUAGCAUACACAAGAGGUUACUUUGAUGUAGAAAUGAACCAGAUUCUGUCUGACCCUGAUGAUGACACCAAGGGCUUCUUUGACCCAAACACACAAGAGAACCUCACCUAUCUUCAGCUGGUUGAGAGGUGUGUCACAGAUCCCAUCACAGGCCUUAGCUUACUGGUGAUUGUGAAGAAAGGCGAGUUUUAUUUCUUUGUUGAUGAGGCAACAAAACUCAUUCUGAAAUCUACAACAACAACCAGUGCAGGAGGGAAAUACCAAGGAAUGACGGUGUCUCUUUGGGAUCUGCUCUACACCAGAUACAUCACUGAGGAGAAGAGGAGAGAGCUUGUGCAGCAGUACAAGUCUGGAUCGAUCACAAUCGAACGCUUCAUGGAAAUCAUCCUGACAAUCAUUGAGCAGCAGACCGAGACAAUCUCAUCGUCAUCAAUGGUCAUGUGCCAACCACCAAUAACAAAAGUGGACAGCAGCACAACAAAAACUACCAUAACCACUACAGUCACAGAGACAACUGAUGUUCAAAACUUCCAUGGAAUCAGAAAGGAUGUCACUGCUUCCGAGUUGCUUGAAUCAAAAAUCAUCGAUGAUGACCUCUACAGAAAAAUUACCACCGGAAAAGUCACAGUGACAGAAGUAAGUGAAAUGGAGUCAGUACACAAGUACCUGGAAGGGACCAACAGCAUUGCAGGAGUGUACCUGCCAUCCACCAAAGAGACGCUGAGUGUCUAUCAAGCCAAAACCAAAUGUCUGCUGACUCCUGGUACUUCUCUGGUUCUGCUGGAGGCUCAAGCUGCCACUGGCUUUGUCAUUGACCCGGUGAACAACAAGAAACUUUCAGUAGAGGAAGCUGUAGCUCAAAAAGUGGUUGGCAGUGAGUGGGAAAAGAAACUGCUUUCAGCAGAAAGGGCAGUUACAGGAUACAAAGAUCCCCACACUGGAAACACAAUUUCGUUGUUCCAGGCCUUGCAAAAAGAUCUCAUUGUGAAAGAUCAUGGAAUUCGUCUCCUUGAAGCACAAAUUGCCACCGGAGGCAUAAUUGACCCAGUGCACAGUCACAGAGUGCCUGUUCAGGUAGCAUACACAAGAGGUUACUUUGAUGUAGAAAUGAACCAGAUUCUGUCUGACCCUGAUGAUGACACCAAGGGCUUCUUUGACCCAAACACACAAGAGAACCUCACCUAUCUUCAGCUGGUUGAGAGGUGUGUCACAGAUCCCAUCACAGGCCUUAGCUUACUGGUGAUUGUGAAGAAAGGCGAGUUUUAUUUCUUUGUUGAUGAGGCAACAAAACUCAUUCUGAAAUCUACAACAACAACCAGUGCAGGAGGGAAAUACCAAGGAAUGACGGUGUCUCUUUGGGAUCUGCUCUACACCAGAUACAUCACUGAGGAGAAGAGGAGAGAGCUUGUGCAGCAGUACAAGUCUGGAUCGAUCACAAUCGAACGCUUCAUGGAAAUCAUCCUGACAAUCAUUGAGCAGCAGACCGAGACAAUCUCAUCGUCAUCAAUGGUCAUGUGCCAACCGCCAGUAACACAAGUGGACAGCAGCACAACAAAAUCUACCAUAACCACUACAGUCACAGAGACAACUGAUGUUCAAAACUUCCAUGGAAUCAGAAAGGAUGUCACUGCUUCCGAGUUGCUUGAAUCAAAAAUCAUCGAUGAUGACCUCUACAGAAAAAUUACCACCGGAAAAGUCACAGUGACAGAAGUAAGUGAAAUGGAGUCAGUACACAAGUACCUGGAAGGGACCAACAGCAUUGCAGGAGUGUACCUGCCAUCCACCAAGGAGACGCUGAGUGUCUAUCAAGCCAAAACCAAAUGUCUGCUGACUCCUGGUACUUCUCUGGUUCUGCUGGAGGCUCAAGCUGCCACUGGCUUUGUCAUUGACCCGGUGAACAACAAGAAACUUUCAGUAGAGGAAGCUGUAGCUCAAAAAGUGGUUGGCAGUGAGUGGGAAAAGAAACUGCUUUCAGCAGAAAGGGCAGUUACAGGAUACAAAGAUCCCCACACUGGAAACACAAUUUCGUUGUUCCAGGCCUUGCAAAAAGAUCUCAUUGUGAAAGAUCAUGGAAUUCGUCUCCUUGAAGCACAAAUUGCCACCGGAGGCAUAAUUGACCCAGUGCACAGUCACAGAGUGCCUGUUCAGGUAGCGUACACAAGAGGUUACUUUGAUGUAGAAAUGAACCAGAUUCUGUCUGACCCUGAUGAUGACACCAAGGGCUUCUUUGACCCAAACACACAAGAGAACCUCACCUAUCUUCAGCUGGUUGAGAGGUGUGUCACAGAUCCCAUCACAGGCCUUAGCUUACUGGUGAUUGUGAAGAAAGGCGAGUUUUAUUUCUUUGUUGAUGAGGCAACAAAACUCAUUCUGAAAUCUACAACAACAACCAGUGCAGGAGGGAAAUACCAAGGAAUGACGGUGUCUCUUUGGGAUCUGCUCUACACCAGAUACAUCACUGAGGAGAAGAGGAGAGAGCUUGUGCAGCAGUACAAGUCUGGAUCGAUCACAAUCGAACGCUUCAUGGAAAUCAUCCUGACAAUCAUUGAGCAGCAGACCGAGACAAUCUCAUCGUCAUCAAUGGUCAUGUGCCAACCGCCAGUAACACAAGUGGACAGCAGCACAACAAAAUCUACCAUAACCACUACAGUCACAGAGACAACUGAUGUUCAAAACUUCCAUGGAAUCAGAAAGGAUGUCACUGCUUCCGAGUUGCUUGAAUCAAAAAUCAUCGAUGAUGACCUCUACAGAAAAAUUACCACCGGAAAAGUCACAGUGACAGAAGUAAGUGAAAUGGAGUCAGUACACAAGUACCUGGAAGGGACCAACAGCAUUGCAGGAGUGUACCUGCCAUCCACCAAGGAGACGCUGAGUGUCUAUCAAGCCAAAACCAAAUGUCUGCUGACUCCUGGUACUUCUCUGGUUCUGCUGGAGGCUCAAGCUGCCACUGGCUUUGUCAUUGACCCGGUGAACAACAAGAAACUUUCAGUAGAGGAAGCUGUAGCUCAAAAAGUGGUUGGCAGUGAGUGGGAAAAGAAACUGCUUUCAGCAGAAAGGGCAGUUACAGGAUACAAAGAUCCCCACACUGGAAACACAAUUUCGUUGUUCCAGGCCUUGCAAAAAGAUCUCAUUGUGAAAGAUCAUGGAAUUCGUCUCCUUGAAGCACAAAUUGCCACCGGAGGCAUAAUUGACCCAGUGCACAGUCACAGAGUGCCUGUUCAGGUAGCGUACACAAGAGGUUACUUUGAUGUAGAAAUGAACAAGAUUCUGUCUGACCCUGAUGAUGACACCAAGGGCUUCUUUGACCCCAACACACAAGAGAACCUCACCUAUCUUCAGCUGGUCGAAAGGUGCAUCAUAGAUCCCAUCACCGGCCUCAGUUUACUCCCCUUGCACAAGUGAAAGAAAGAAAAGCUUUUCAUAAGCCUUUGCUCGUUUUUUGCCAGCAUUAUCCUAUUUUCUUUCUUUGUAGUUUACUCGUAAUUGCAGUACUAUUUCUUCUUUUAGUCACAAAAUGCAUGUUUAAAAAAAAAAAAAUGCAUUUUAGGUUGUUAACGAAACCUUAGAAAAAAAAUAAUAUACAUGUAUACUGUACUGUGCUGAAUACUGUUAGUGUUUAUGGUUGAAAAAGAGAGCUAGAAAUGGAUUAAAGAAAUUGGUCUAUUCUAUUAUAGGAAAAGGUGAUUUGGUUACAAGUUUUGAUCACCAUGUGCAAUGUAGACCUUUUGAGCUAAUUGUAAUUUAGCCAUUAUUAAACACCCUAAAAUGAACUCAAUCUGGAAAAAUUGAGAAUGGAUAGACUCAAAACCUCACAGUAUGUGCAGAAAUGGUCUCAUUUCUAAUAACCAUGUUAAAAUUCUAUAUACAAUGCUUUUAGUUAUACACGUCAAAUGUCUGCUGUGAAAAAAAAAGACUAGUGAACUUACAUGAGUUAACACUGAAAAAAUACAGUAUAUGUGUGGCCUCUGUCUUUUCCUUGUUUUUAGGGUAUUUGUAGUUUCUUAAUUCUGAUCUUCUUUGACUACAUACAUGGCUGUAACUGGGGUAUCAACUUUUUUUUAGGAUUUGCUACUUAUUUUCCCUGUUUUGUCAUGUUAUUUGUGGAAUGUAUGGAUUUGAUUGUUUUUAAACUAAUGUAGGGUUCAGCUGAGCACACUUUAACUUAGCCUAUAGAAGCUUGACUUGGUUAUGUAUUACAUCAUUUAGGGAAAAGCUUUUCUUUCUGAAAUCUUUUGUUUCUUAAGUAAACUUUGCUUUGACCUCACCUGCAAGCCAACCAUGCACUUAUUGUUUUUGUAUUAAUGUAAAACAUGCUCAAACUGUUUGUGUGGCCCAAUAAACAAGUGAGAUAUGAAUA
This is a messenger RNA of Sebastes umbrosus (honeycomb rockfish), 10735 nucleotides long. It is a transcript of the gene eppk1, whose product is annotated as epiplakin 1. Gene Ontology annotation, molecular function: ankyrin binding; structural constituent of muscle; cadherin binding. The record is from RefSeq and is a predicted model, not a curated record. NCBI's taxonomy places the organism in Eukaryota, Metazoa, Chordata, Actinopteri, Perciformes, Sebastidae. Gene Ontology annotation, biological process: hemidesmosome assembly; intermediate filament cytoskeleton organization; wound healing. Gene Ontology annotation, cellular component: perinuclear region of cytoplasm; cytoskeleton; focal adhesion. The transcript has 3 exons. Bases 238 to 9780 code for a protein of 3180 amino acids.